This is a messenger RNA of Lates calcarifer (barramundi perch), 2909 nucleotides long. It is a transcript of the gene lin7a, whose product is annotated as lin-7 homolog A (C. elegans). The coding region runs from base 71 to 724 and encodes 217 amino acids. Gene Ontology annotation, cellular component: synapse; cell-cell junction; basolateral plasma membrane. The record is from RefSeq and is a predicted model, not a curated record. NCBI's taxonomy places the organism in Eukaryota, Metazoa, Chordata, Actinopteri, Centropomidae. The transcript has 6 exons. Gene Ontology annotation, molecular function: L27 domain binding. Gene Ontology annotation, biological process: protein localization to basolateral plasma membrane; neurotransmitter secretion; maintenance of epithelial cell apical/basal polarity.
UCUCUCUCUCUCUCUCUCUCUGUGAUGCUGCAGCUCUUGUAGUCUCUCCAGUCUCCAGUAAACAGCAGUCAUGGCGACAGUGGUCCAACCGCUCACUCUGGAUCGAGAUGUUGCCAGGGCCAUCGAGCUGCUGGAGAAGCUGCAGGAGUCAGGUGACGUCCCCGGUCACAAGCUCCAGUCUCUGAAGAAGGUCCUUCAGAGCGAGUUCUGCACAGCCAUCAGAGAGGUGUACCAGUACAUGCACGAAACAAUUACAGUGAAUGGUUGUCCAGAGUACCAGGCGAGGGCCACAGCUAAGGCCACAGUCGCAGCCUUCGCUGCCAGCGAGGGUCACUCCCACCCGCGGGUGGUGGAGCUUCCCAAGACAGAGGAAGGGCUGGGCUUCAACGUGAUGGGCGGCAAGGAGCAGAACUCGCCCAUUUACAUCUCCCGUAUCAUUCCCGGAGGCGUAGCCGAGAGGCACGGCGGCCUAAAGCGAGGGGACCAGCUCCUGUCCGUCAACGGUGUGAGCGUGGAGGGAGAGCACCACGAGAAGGCGGUGGAGCUGCUGAAGGCGGCCAAGGAUAGUGUGAAGCUGGUGGUUCGCUACACCCCCAAAGUGCUGGAGGAGAUGGAGGCUCGCUUCGAGAAGCUGCGCACGGCCCGGCGGCGCCAGCAGCAGCAGCUCCUCAUGCAGCAGCAGCAACAGCAGAACCUGGCCUCUCAGCAGAACCACAUGUCGUAGGUUGUUCCAGAAGAAGAAGAAGUGAAGGAGAGUGAAAAAUGGUGGAACUCAAAGGCCAUCUUGUUUGUAUUGAAGAUCCCAAAGGCAACGCUAAGUCGCCGAGGAAACCAACAAGUAGAAGACUCUUUUACUUACUCUCACUCCCUUCCAGUGUACCACCGAUUACUGAGCAAAAACAAAGAGAGCUGUUUUGUCCUGAAACUGGUGCUUUGAGGGAGGCUAGCACUGAAAGUCGUCCAUUUUAACUUUGUAUUCCCUUUUAUAAGUUGCCCCCCCGCCCCCCCAAUCGUGACUCUUACUGAAGCUCCUUUUCUUGUGUUUGUUGUUUUGUUUACAGUCGUCCAUUUUUGAUUGCUUACUGACAUCCAUUGCGCCGUGGCACCUUUGCCAUGUUGCCGUAGAUAUCAUUUGUACAGUGCUGUUUCUAUUGAUUCUUCAACUGGUGCUUGUGUCUCUGUAUGAAUGACCAUUGAUUUCUUCUUAUUUGUGUGUGUGUGUAUGUGUGUGUGUGUGUGUGCGUGUGUGUGUGUGUGUGUCAAGUCAAACUUGUCCCGUUUUGGAUAAACGUGAACUCUUUUUUACCUUCUAUAUUGUAGCAAGAAAAGAUUUUUUAUCUUGUAGAUUUAGCAAUAACAGACAUCCUUCAGUUUUACAUUUCAAAACUAAAUUCACACUCCGAUACAUACCGUAGAUACAGAGUUUAUGGGAUGGGUGUAAAAUGUAAGCCACUGUAAAGCAAACUGGGUCUUAUGCACUGUAAGGCAGCUUCUGAGUCCAAAUCUAUCCUCUGUGCCAUUUAAAGAGAUUACUGAUUUACAGGUGGCAUGUACAAUUUAAUGUGCAAUAACCGUGAUUAUCAACCGACUUUGUAAACCACUCCCAGCUGAGAUUUAUCCAGAAAAUAUAUGUUACAAAGAGGUGAGGUUCAGAUCAAGCCUCGGAAAUAUUAUGUGUCCUACAAACAAACAGAAUGUCACCAGUUUUCAUUUGAAUGAAAUGGAAAUUAAAUCAAAAAUAUGCUAAAAUUAUGUUUAUUUUUCAGACUUGUCUAUUUUAGAGUUUAUGAGAUGAGAGAUUUAAGACAAAGUUUUAUUGUUCCUUUAAAAUGUUACAUUUUCUUCUAAGACAUGUAGAUUAUUAUUUAAAGUCUAUUAGUUGUAUAACAGCUGCAAACUAACACAUAGUUCAUGUACAGUAAAUCUGUUCCCUGCAUUUCUGUUAUGACAAUCAUUGUGAGCUACGAUGAGACUGAGUAGAAUGUUCUACACUCUAUUUUUUCCCCUCUGUAAUUUCUCUGUAAAUCUAUUCUCUCUACCAAACAAGAACCUGAGCUCCAGAGUUAAAGUGGUAAUCUGCCAGCUCUGUUUUUACUUUUCCAUUGUCUCCAUCUUUGGUGCUAAGUGCUCCUUGUUGUGUGUGCUUUUUUUUCUUCUUUUGUUCUGCACUUCCCAGAAAUCACUUCUUUGUUGAUCUUUUGUGUUUGUUAUACUGUCUUGUGUCUUCUCUCAUUUUCUGUGGGUGUUAGUCUUUUCUUUGCUCGUUCCACCAUGCAGGCUUUAACCCUUAGGCUUGUCUCUUCUUCUUUUUAUCCCAAGCAAACCCAAAACAUAACACACAUAAUUUCUUGUAUGCCAGACAAUUUUUUUUCCCAAGGAGAGACCAACCAGAUGUAAGUUAAGAACAGCGAAUAAAAGGUUAAGUUGCAUUUUAUUGCAGAUUAUUUCACUAUGGCAUUGUGGAUUUGUUAAUAUAAAGUAAAGAUUCAUUUUCACUUUUAAUCUUUUCUGAUCUACAUUACAUCUAACUGCACAAGUCCAACAGAACAAAAAUCUUCUACAUGCAUUAUACUGCGUGUGCCCCGCUGCCAGAUAUCACCAUUUCCUAAAUAACCUAUCAGCACUAAGGUCGGUUAAUGCCAAAGCUUUUGUAUUAGGUGACAUUAAUGCUACGGUUUUAUAGGAAAGGUUUUUAUCUCUUGCUCACUCUUCAAGCAGAACAUCUAAACACAACAGAUCCCUUUUUGUAUCUUUAAAUCACAGGUACUCUUUCUUAAUUGACUUGCAUUUUUGAAGCUGAUGGUCCUGUACUUACCGUAAAGAUUAAAAAAAGACAACGAACUGUUGAUAUGCAAUUGUUAUACAUACUAUAUUUGUAUAAAUAAAUCUAUGUGCUUGUGUACAGUGAA